Messenger RNA from Dentiscutata erythropus, 751 nucleotides. The record is from the annotation of a GenBank genome assembly. NCBI's taxonomy places the organism in Eukaryota, Fungi, Glomeromycota, Glomeromycetes, Diversisporales, Gigasporaceae.
UAGAAAUGAAAAAUUUUUAACUGGAUCUGCCCUUUAUCGUAUUAACGAUGAUAGUGACGAAUUUAGAGAAUUCACCUAUAAAGGCUUCACCGGAAGCAGUGAUUCGUUAAUAAUUAAGUUCGAAAAAAACUCUAUCAUUCUCCUUAUUGGUAGAUACAUUUAUCAAGAAAAUACUGAAUUUGUCAGACUUAUUCAGACAAUACCAAUUUCCUCUUCUUCCGAUUCUUCAUGUUCCCCAGAAGACCUCCUUUAUUCAUUCUCUCUGUUAAUAUACACCACUCCUGCUGUAACAAACUCCUAUAAAUUUAACGAUAACAUAGGAAGACAAAGCUUUAUGUUAUCUAAAAAGCUGUAUAAUCUGGUAAAUGGUCAAAAAGGUCUAGAAUCAAAUAUAAUUGUAUUCUAUACCAAUGCAAAUGGCCGCUACGAUUCGCUUAAAGAAAGCCUAAAGAAAAGUGUCAUUUCAGCUAGCUAUGCCAUGGUGGAUGCAAAGUCCUCACUCUAUUCAUCUAAUACAAAAGCCAAAUCAAGCGAAGAAUUUAAUAAUCAACUUGACAUAAUUGAGGAGCAAUAUGUAACAAUGAAUUUUCAACCUUCUAAUAAAAGAAAAAGAGGUGGAUUCUUCCCCUCACCAACAAAAUCUCCCACUAACAAUCCACCACCUACUGAUCUUGAAGAACUUGCAAACCAAAUAAGAACUAACCAACCUGAAGCUCAACAAACUUCUACAAACACCUCUAAAAAAAAUUAA